Molecule: messenger RNA, 2319 nt
Organism: Manduca sexta (tobacco hornworm)
Lineage: Eukaryota; Metazoa; Arthropoda; Insecta; Lepidoptera; Sphingidae
Gene: Pp2A-29B
Product: serine/threonine-protein phosphatase 2A 65 kDa regulatory subunit A alpha isoform
Exons: 6
Coding region: 169-1941 (590 amino acids)
Biological process (GO): protein dephosphorylation
Cellular component (GO): protein phosphatase type 2A complex; cytoplasm
Molecular function (GO): protein binding; protein phosphatase regulator activity
Source: RefSeq, a predicted model, not a curated record
CAUAUACAAACUAUUAAAAAGUGAAGCUGCCAUUUUGCUGCAUUUGAUUUGAGAGUUCAGUAAUCAGUUACUUUGGUUUACUACAAAUUACGUAGGUUGCAACGCAUUGAUUUAAAAUCUACUGUAAUUCUCAAAUUUAGAAAUCCAAGCAGCAUAUCUCGUGUUAAAAUGGCGGCCAGCGAUUCGGGCACAGAUGAGUCACUUUACCCUAUCGCAGUGCUUAUUGACGAGUUGAAAAACGAGGAUGUGCAACUCCGUCUAAACUCUGUGAAGAAACUCUCAACCAUUGCCUUGGCUUUGGGCGUCGAGAGGACCAGGUCUGAGUUGAUUCCGUUCCUGACGGAGACGAUAUAUGACGAGGAUGAAGUGCUGUUGGCCCUCGCGGAACAGCUCGGUAAUUUCAUCAACCUUAUUGGUGGUGGUGAAUAUGUCCACUGCCUGCUGCCUCCUCUGGAGAACCUCUCCACAGUUGAAGAGACAGUGGUGCGCGACAAGGCGGUCGCCUCGCUACGCGCCGUCGCUGCUCACCAUAGUCCUCAGGCUCUAGAGCAGCACUUUGUGCCAGUUGUGCAACGCCUCGCUGGUGGGGACUGGUUCACAUCCAGGGCAUCUGCUUGCGGCCUGUUCAGCGUAUGUUAUCCUCGUGUAUCGGCCCCGGUGAAGGCGGAACUGCGCCAGCACUUCCGCUCUCUGUGCCAGGACGAUACGCCAAUGGUGCGCCGCGCCGCCGCCUACAAACUGGGCGAAUUUGCACGCGUUGUUGAAGUUGAGUACGUCAAGAGCGACCUCAUACCCAUGUUCACUACCAUGGCGCAGGAUGAACAAGACUCGGUGAGGCUCCUCGUGGCGGAGGCGUGCGCCGCUAUCGCUGCGCUGCUGCCACCCGAGGACAUGGAGCAGCUUGUGAUGCCCACCGUGCGUGCGCGUGCCGGCGACACCUCGUGGCGUGUGCGUUACAUGGUCGCCGACAAAUUUGUAGAACUACAACAAGCUGUAGGUCCUGAAUUGGCACGUUCCGACUUGGCCCAAAUAUUCCAAGCACUUCUGAAAGACUCCGAAGCUGAAGUGCGCGCCGCCGCUGCCGGAAAGGUAAAAGAUUUCUGCGUGAACUUAGAUAAGGCCCACCAGGAGCACAUAAUAAUGACCAUGAUCCUGCCCCAGAUCAAGGAAUUGGUCUGUGAUGCUAACCAACAUGUGAAGUCUGCUCUUGCCUCAGUUAUUAUGGGCUUAAGCCCCAUCGUAGGACGCCAAAACACCAUUGAGCACUUACUUCCCCUAUUCUUGACGCAAUUGAAGGAUGAAUGCCCUGAAGUGAGGCUGAACAUUAUCUCUAACUUGGAGUGUGUCAAUGAAGUCAUUGGAAUUCAACAACUAGUCCAAUCUCUGUUGCCAGCCAUUGUUGAGUUAGCUGAAGACACUAAAUGGAGAGUGCGCCUGGCCAUCAUUGAGCACAUGCCACUGCUAGCUGGUCAACUGGGCCAAGAAUUCUUUGACGAGAAACUCACCGGCCUUUGCAUGUCUUGGCUGAUUGAUCAUGUGUAUGCUAUCCGUGAAGCUGCCACACUUAACCUUAAAAAACUGGUUGAACAAUAUGGAUCUCAAUGGGCUGAAACCAAUGUCAUUCCUAAAGUUCUGACCAUGUCCCGGGAACAAAACUAUUUGCACAGAAUGACAUAUUUGUUCUGCAUCAAUGUGCUUUCUGAAGUUUGUGGUAAAGAUAUUACCACCAGAGUUCUCCUACCCACAGUCUUGUCUAUGGCUGAUGACAAUGUUGCUAAUGUCAGAUUUAAUGUGGCGAAGACCCUUCAGAAAAUGGCGCCUUACUUGGAUCCUACAGUAAUACAGCCUCAAGUAAAGCCUGUGUUGGAGAAAUUAAAUGUGGAUCCUGAUGUUGAUGUGAAAUACUUCGCGUCGGAAGCGAUCGCCGGAAUAGCUGCCUAAUUUUGUAUCAUUAUUUUUAUUUUAGCAAAUAAUUAUUUUUCGGGCAGUAUAAAAGUUAUUCCAGUGAGUGAAUUAAAUAAUGUGAAAUGGUAAAACAAAAUUUUGUAAUAAUAAACUUAUCUUAAAUAUCUCGUAUAUUCGUCCAUUCGGCAUUUAUCUCCACUCAUAGAAGAUUCUUGGACGUAUUCAUUUUUUAUAUUGUAAUAGAUACCUGACCCGUAGUUAGUAUUUAUUCCAUUAAGCACUAGUUUUAAAGGAACAUUUUCUUUGUACGCUAAAUGUCUAGCCGGUCGUAGAAUUUUAUCAAUCCAAACUGCUUUAAAUGUAAAUAGGCACCACUAAGGAUUAUCGAUAUAAAUAAAAAAUAUAAAACACAAA